Molecule: messenger RNA, 1212 nt
Organism: Hymenoscyphus albidus
Lineage: Eukaryota; Fungi; Ascomycota; Leotiomycetes; Helotiales; Helotiaceae
Source: the annotation of a GenBank genome assembly
AUGCACACCAUCAAAUCAUGCUCUUCAGCAAAAGUCCGACACCGUAAUUACUCUUGCGGGACGACAUGCCAUUUGGGACAAGCUUGCGCCACCGCCUGGGAGAUCUUCGUGCUAUGGAGUCCGAAAGAGGAAGUGGGAACCUUGACAGGAGACGCAAAGAGGAGAUUGGUCUCGCAUACACCUCUUGCGGCCAUAUUCCACGAGAUACCAAAGUAUACUUACCGAGGUGGGGACGCCAAAGGCACCGACAACGCGGGAGACUUUGCUGAAGAAACUUACUUCGAUAUUUAUAGUAGACAGUCCGUAGUCUGGUCAGUUUAUCUUUUCUUAGUAGUAAAGUUUAUUAUUAGAGUAGCUAUUACUUGUGAUAUUUCUACAAAACUAGAGUACCUAGAUAGUAGAAUAUCGUUGGUAUUUCACGUAAAUCACUUAUGGUAAACAAUUUCUCCUUUCAGCGUCACAGAAGUGAUCACAGACAUAGCUGCUAGUAGAUCGAAAAGCAGUGGUACAUACUGCAUCUUGCUACUUUCUGAUAAAUUGGCGUUGCUAUCAUUAUUGUAGUGUAAGCGCCCGUAAGUAAAAUAGCUGAAAAUUGGGUAGCUACGAGUAUCUGCAACAAGAAGAAAAUCCAACUCUAUGGCAGAGAGUUAGCUAUGAGCUCAAUCCAAACUUAUACAGUAAUAUGUCUUGAAGCAAUUCACGCUUUCUUUGGAACAGGAAAAGAGUCGUUGGCUAUUCUCGAAAAUACAGCUGCAUAUGGACCCGAAACUGCAUCGUUGGUACGUCCGUACGCUCCGCCGUAGGUACUCUUUGUAGGGCCACCAGGGGCCAAGGCGCUUCUUCUUCACCGCCACCCAACCAAUCAAUGAUUCUUCACAAAAUUUUAGCGCAUACCUUUGCCCUUCAACACUACACCACCUCACCAAAAACAUCAUCAGCAAGCAAAUACUCAACCGCAUAAACCUGCGCGCGACUAUGACUUGAACAAGGUAUGUUAACAUCGAAGCCUCUUCCCUUCUCCUUUGUGAUACUAUGAUGAAUCCUUAUUAUUGGAGCUGUCUUAUCUUCAUGAUGACACAAUCUUUAUUACGCAACUUUAUACCUGAACGCAUCCAAAUUCUUCUGCCUGCACGAUUUCCAUCUGUCGUAGGGUCGUAGCUAAUACAAGAUGCUUUACAGAAGCACCGAAUCUUGACGACUUGCGAUUCCUGA